Molecule: messenger RNA, 837 nt
Organism: Penaeus indicus
Lineage: Eukaryota; Metazoa; Arthropoda; Malacostraca; Decapoda; Penaeidae
Product: transforming growth factor-beta-induced protein ig-h3-like
Exons: 6
Coding region: 1-837 (278 amino acids)
Source: RefSeq, a predicted model, not a curated record
AUGUGGAGAUUCGUCCUUCUCUUGGUGUUAGGGGUGAUUGCGUCUUCGAAUGCAGGGAAUUAUGGCCAAGUCCGACGCCAGGGUAACAUAGCUGAGGUGCUGAGCGAGGGAGGCUUCAGCACACUCCUUCAGCUGGUCGAGAGAGCUGGACUUGCUGAGAGCGCCGCUGAGGGAGGUCCUUUCACCAUCUUCGCCCCUACUGACGAGGCCUUCGCUGCUCUCGACCCGGCCCUGAGGAACUUUCUCCUGACGGACGUGGAGGCGCUGACGACCGCUCUCUUGUACCACGUCGUCCCCGGCAGCGUCGUCGGGUCGGCUCUCGAGGACGACCUGGAGUUGGGGUCCGCGACGGGUUCGGUUCUCAAGGUUAACGUCGUCGGGUCGAAUCCUCGGGAGGUGACGGUCAACGGCGUGAGAGUUCAGAAGGCGGACCUCACAGCGAGCAACGGCGUGGUUCACGUCAUUGAGAAGGUCCUCCUGCCUCCUAAGCUGACCAUCGUCGAAGCCCUUGCAGGAGACGGACGAUUUUCAACACUAGUGACAGCCAUCAGUCUCGCCGACUUGUUCGAAACACUUGACUCAGGAACGGUGGACAGCUUCCUGCAGGACAUCCCAGCUAUCCGGAAGGGCCUUCUCCGCCUCGUACUCCCUUCGAGGUUGUACUCGAGAGCGCUCCUUGGAAAGACCUUCAGAAGUGUCAGUGGAGAAGAGCUCUCCGUGUUCCAAGACAACUACAGUCGACUGAGAAUCAGGAGCAGCAUUAACACAGCGACUAUUAUAAACACUGAUGCCACGCUAUUCAAUGGAGUGGUUCACGCUAUCGACUCCGUUAUUUAG